AUGGCCGAUCUCGAGAAUGAUGAGGUCAAUCGUCAACUUUGUGCCAUUACAACAGACGAAAUGUUCGAGUGCUGGUCGCCAGAGACGCAAGAGCAGAUUCUGGCUGAAUGGGACGACUGGCAAGAAGAAUCGGAGAAGUCGGGGUUAUGUUGUGAUGAAUGUGGUAAGACGUUUAAACGGGCAGGUAAUCUGAAACGGCACAAGAAAACUCACAGCGAGAAAGAAUACGAGUGUUCGCGUUGCCACAAGAAAUUUGACCGAAUGGUAUGUAGAGUUUGUAUUGAUAUAUAAACUAUAACAAGUAUAUGUAUAGACAUUGUGUAAUACGUGAAAAUAUACGCUGUUCGCUAAUAUUAUACUCCAUAUUCUUUUUAAGGAUAAUCUGAAACGUCACUUGAAAACUCACAGCGAGAAUGAAUACGAGUGUUCGCGUUGUGACAAGAAAUUUGACCAAAUGGUAUGUAGAGAUUUGUAUUAGUAUAUAAACCGUAGCAAUUAUAUGUAUAGACGUUGUGUAAUACGUGUAGAUAUACGCUGUUCCCUAAUAUUAUACUUCGUAUUCCUUUAAGGAUAAUCUGAACCGCCACAUGAAAACUCACAGCGAGAAAGAAUACGAGUGUUCGAAAUGUCACAAGAAAUUUGAUCGAAAGGUAAAAAGAGUUAUGUUGAGAGCUAUGUUGAGAUAUAUAUAUUUUGAACUAUAGUGUGUUUAUUUAUUUUUCAAGGAUAACCUCACAAGACACAUGGAAAUGCACGAGCGACGUGGCGCGGAACGGGAAUAUACUUGUGAUGAAUGUGGUGAAGUGUUUCGAAACAUAUUCCCAUUCCAAGCCCAUCAGCGCGAAGUCCAUCAGGUUGGUCGUGGGAAACGUACGAAGACGCCGACCGGGCGAACAAAAAGGCAAAGAACUGAUGAACCAAGUGUGUAUAAAUCAAAAUAUUUCGAUUACUAACCUUGUAUUUAUGCAGAUAUUUUUUUUUUUCUUUUAAGAACCGCCAAGACCUUCGACAUCGGUGAACGAAGGUAAGAGAGUAUAUAUGCUGUGUAAUAAUUUGAGUUAAAUCACACUAAUACAUUUUUUUUUCCUUUUUCAGGUGCUUCCACGUCUAUAGUCGUUAGCGAAUGUAUGAAAUUCAUAUGUUUAUACCGUAUGUAG
Messenger RNA from Paramuricea clavata, 1157 nucleotides. NCBI's taxonomy places the organism in Eukaryota, Metazoa, Cnidaria, Anthozoa, Malacalcyonacea, Plexauridae. The record is from the annotation of a GenBank genome assembly.